UAUGAAUUAGUUCUUUCAACAGUCUCGUUUUGGAUCUAAAUGGAGAUGGACGUCUUUAUCUUUCUAGUGGGCUUCUGUGCAGUGUCUGGAGAAUUUGUCGAUGAUACAAGUUAUAUUGAAACAUUUAUCAAUCAAAGGGAGUCUACACUGAGUAGAAAAUACCGGCCUAUAUAUCACAUAAUUGCCCCAGAUGGUUGGAUAAGCAAUCCUGCUGGUUUCACAAUUUUCAAGCGACAGUAUCAUAUAUUUUAUCAAUAUCAUCCCUAUAAUGGAGCAUGGGGUCGUAUGAGUUGGGGGCACGCUAUAAGUUCGGAUCUAAUAGAAUGGGUGCAUUAUCCUGCAGCAUUGAUACCGAAGGAUUACUAUGAUAAACACGGCUGCCUGGCAGGAACAGCUCUUGUGCGAAAGAAUUUUCUGACCCUUUUUUAUACUGGUCACGUAUCUGAGAAAGAAAGUAUGCAGACGCAGAAUGUUGCUCUCAGUGGCAAUGGCCUUAUAUUUCAGAAGUAUCUAUACAACCCUCUUGUCAGGGACUCGCCGAAUGGUAUGGGAGAAAUACGUAACCCAAAGGUAUGGAGAUUUAGAAAUGUAUGGUAUAUGAUUGUUGGCACCACCUCGAGACAAUGGAAUGGCCAGUUAGUACUCUACACAUCUACUGAUAUGUUUAAUUGGAAACAUAAUGGAACUCUUGUUGAAUCUUUCGGAGAUAUGGGUUACAUGUGGGAGAAUCCUGAUUUAUUUGAAAUAGAUGGAUACCAUGUUCUGAUCUUAUCCGUGCAAGGGAUCGAAGCAGAUGGAUACAGGUUUAGAAAUCUCUAUCAAAACGGUUAUGUAGUUUGUUUUUUUAAUUACCAGCGGGCAAGGUUUGAAGAUCUUGAAGUUUCUACAGCUACCUUCUACGAGUUGGACUAUGGACAUGACUUUUAUGGUGCAAAAACUUUGCGCGCUCCAGACGAUAGAAUAUUAAUGGUGGCCUGGCUCGGUAUGUGGGAGAGUAAUUUUGUCGAGUCUACUGAGGGAUGGGCGAGCAUGUUGACUAUUAUUAGGGAAGUUAAUAUGAAUAAAGAUGGGCGUCUUUUGUUGUCACCGAUACGAGAAAUGGUUGAGCUUAGAUCCGAAGUAUUAGAAAAUGCCUUUUACAGUCCUGGUGAGGUAUUUGACGCAGAAGCGAGGUCGUUUGAGUUAAUCGCUGACUCGCGUUCCGUUGAUGCUGAUGUUGGGAUUAUUUUUGAGUGGAAGAACGAGGGCCGCUUCACGAUUGGAUAUUCAGCAGAACAUGAAUAUAUAACCGUGGAUCGUGGCGGGGUAGAUGGCGUACGUCGUGCGUAUUGGUCUCCAAAAGAUUUCGUACAUUUGAGAAUUUUCGUCGAUGCUAGUUCUGUAGAAGUCUUCUGUGGAGAUGGAGAGGUGGUGUUUUCUAGUCGAAUAUAUCCUAAAUCUAUGAGUAUUAGAAUAGCGGGUGAGGCUCAGCUCCAUAUAGUGCAAUACAGGAUUCGACGGAGCGUUGGUUUUGACGCAAAAGUGGCACAACGCUUUAAACAAGAUCUUUUGCACAAGUACUAAGUUGUUGUUGUUAGGUACUUAUACUAAAUUGACGUAUUUGUUAUUAUAGGAAGGUAUUAUUAUAAAUUUCU
This is a messenger RNA of Colias croceus (clouded yellow), 1634 nucleotides long. Its product is annotated as raffinose invertase-like. Gene Ontology annotation, cellular component: cytoplasm. Gene Ontology annotation, biological process: carbohydrate metabolic process. The record is from RefSeq and is a predicted model, not a curated record. Gene Ontology annotation, molecular function: beta-fructofuranosidase activity. The coding region runs from base 40 to 1563 and encodes 507 amino acids. The transcript has a single exon. Lineage: Eukaryota; Metazoa; Arthropoda; Insecta; Lepidoptera; Pieridae.